Molecule: messenger RNA, 6486 nt
Organism: Mytilus trossulus (common blue mussel)
Lineage: Eukaryota; Metazoa; Mollusca; Bivalvia; Mytilida; Mytilidae
Product: G1/S-specific cyclin-E-like
Exons: 11
Coding region: 178-1509 (443 amino acids)
Biological process (GO): G1/S transition of mitotic cell cycle; regulation of cyclin-dependent protein serine/threonine kinase activity
Cellular component (GO): nucleus; cyclin E1-CDK2 complex; cytoplasm
Molecular function (GO): cyclin-dependent protein serine/threonine kinase regulator activity
Source: RefSeq, a predicted model, not a curated record
UGCUAAAUCCCCCUUGGCGGGAUGUCGCGAACAUAGGGGGCAUUUCUUCACAGUUCAGUUGGCCAUUGAACGUCGAAGGAUGAACACGGGUAUUGCAAUGGAUUAACAAAAAAUAGAGAAAAUAGCCAAUGAAUGUUAUAAUUACAACAGAGAAGGAUAAAGGAAUCUGCGACGAGAAUGUCAAGGAAAAGUGCUCGAUUGCAGUCAAGAGUUAGCAUUGAAAGUUCUUCAUCAUCAAUUGCUGUUUCUACUGUGAGUCGAAAAAGAAAGGCAGAAGAGGAUUUAGAAGAUGAAAUGAUUGGAAGUAAAAGGAGUAGGAACUACCGAAUUGAGAACACCUGGAUUCCUAUUUCUCAUGAGAGUUCAAUAACAACAUGUACAUUGGUGCCUACCAGUGAACCUUUGUCUCCUGUUUCUGAUAGAAGUUCAUCACCAGAUUUGACAUUAGGAGCCAAGUUCCGAUUCCGAAAUUACUUUACACCUACCGUCUCUCGACAUUCUCCUCUGCCAAGAUUUAGUUGGGCUGACUCCAGAGAAGUAUGGCAAAACAUGAUGACCAAAGAACAGCACUAUGCAAGAAACCCAAAUGUGUUCGACAAACAUCCUAUGUUACAACCAAGAAUGAGAACAAUUCUUUUAGAUUGGUUAAUAGAGGUGUGUGAAGUAUACAGGUUACAUAGAGAAACAUUCUACCUCGCUACAGAUUUUUUGGAUAGAUUUCUUUGUUCGUCACACAAUGCACAGAAACACCAACUACAGCUAGUUGGUAUAACAUGUUUGUUUAUUGGUGCCAAAUUAGAGGAAAUUUAUCCGCCCAAACUUGCUGAAUUUGCUUAUGUUACUGAUGGUGCUUGUACAGAGGAAGAGAUCAUGGAUCAAGAACUUGUAAUAAUCAAGGCUUUGAACUGGGAUCUGUCUCCUGUCACUGCUAAUGGUUGGUUAAAUGUCUACCUCCAAGUUGCCAAUAUAGAGUAUAUUACAGAUACUGAACAUGGUUUUGUUUUUCCUCAAUACUCAUCACAUGCUUUUGUUCAAAUCGCUCAGUUGAUAGACUUAUGUACAUUAGAUAUUGGUUGUUUAGCGUUUACCUAUAGUGCUAUUGCUGCUGCUGCUUUAUAUCACCUCACUGAUCAAGAUGUAGCAUUAUCUGUCUCAGGGUACAAAUGGCAAGAUAUUUUACCGUGUGUUAACUGGAUGACACCUUUUGCACAAACUACACGGGAGAAAGGUCAUGUGGAGGUCAAGUUUUUCAGUAAUGUUGCCACAGAAGACUGUCAUAACAUACAGACACAUGAAAUAGAUAUUAAUCUUUUGGAAAGAGCUCAAGAAAUACAGGAACAGCUGAUGACGUUACAUAGAUCUUCAAGUCCUGACAUUCAAGCUCAAGUUAUAACACAAUUAACACCACCCAGUAGUAAUAAAAAGGGCAACAAUAUUGUAUCAGAAGACAAAGAAAAUAAAGAACAGACUUCAAUUGACGUAGAAUAUCAACAUCAGACAGUAACGUGAAGUCAAUCUAUUAAUGAAACCUAAUUUCUUCUGUGCCAAGGUCAGUGUUAACCAGGGAAAGAAAUCGACGUUCAAUGGCUGUUCUCUAAAUUAUAGAGUAAUGAUUGAAUGAAAUGGAGUAAAUGGUGUCGCUAAUGAAUGAAUUGAAUGUUUGAGAUAAUAUAUUAUUUAAGUCUUAUAAAAGUAAUAUAUGUGUUGGAAGCGAGAUAAAUUGCAUAUUCAUUUAUGGACAUUAUAAAGUGCAAUACACAGAUGACUUUGUUCUUUUGAAGAACAAUUCCCAUAGCCAAACAGGGCUAAUAGUGCUUUUAUUUUUGUUGUUUGUAUUAAAUGUAUUAUUUAGAAGUAAACAUAGAAUGAAAUGUUUGACAUGUGUAGAUACAUGUUAAAAAUGUGUGUCUUAGAUAUUGAUUUAAAUAAGCAAUUUUAUCUUGGAUAUAUUUAUCCAAUGUGCCACUAUCUAAUGGGAAGUGUCACUGCUAACAUAUUCAAAGUUUUCUUACUCUAAUGGUUAAGUCAAUUAGAACUUUGCCAAAGAUUAAAUCAAAAUGUGUUCAUGAAAUAUACUUUUUGUUUACUCACCAAAUGUGUUCAAAUUUGUUGACAUUUUUACCAUAUUGUGUUCAUUAUGUGUAUGGAUGAUUGCAUUUUGAUUAAUUGAAAGCAGAUUGUAUGUGUAUGUUUCUAUUCCUUAUUUAUGAAUUUUAAUAGAGAUGAUGCUGUUUUUAUUGUUUAAAAUGUAUAUUUUUUUAAAACCACAAAACAAGUAAAAAAAUUAAUAAAAAACUUCAAAAAUAUCUUUAAAAUGUGUUAUGAUCAUGUAUAGGUAACUAUUAAGUUGCUUAGUACAAAAUAUGCCAUACAUUUAAUAUGUGUAAAAGUAUUACACAUUAUAAGUACAUUGUCAAUUGCUUAGUAGUUUAGAACAGACUGGUACAUAUUACAUAUCGUGCCAUCCCGAAAAAUGAAAUAUCAAGUCUUUGAACAACCUCAAUGUUUCAAAAUUGGUCCAUUGGACAAUUCUUAAAAUUAUAGUUCAAACAGAAAAGUUAAACCAAUGUUGAGUUUUGCUUAUGAAAAUAUAAAUAACACUAAAUUUAAUUUGCAGUUUCACUAACAUAUCUUUUACUUUUGGGAUUUUCACUUUUGAGUGGUGUAGGCAUUGUCAUGAGUCUUGUUAUCUGCACAGUAAAAGUAGAAAAGUCCAGAGUAAAAAAGCAUCUGUUUGUAAUGAAACUAGACAUAACUAAAUUGUUCAUAUAAGUCUGCACUGUUACGAUUAGGCAAAUAUUACAGUAUGUGUGUUUAGUGUAACAGCUGUUUCAUUAAAGCAUACUUGGAACCCAGAGAAGGCUCUUGUAAAAUUACUUGUCAUCAACCUAUUGAUGGAAUUGAAAUGUGCCUUCCCUGGUUCUAAUUCAUGGUUUUUAUGGAUCAGCUCAAAACUUACCAACCCUAGUCCACAACCUUCAAAUUUUUGUCUAUACUGUAUUACAAAUUGGAAGUAACCACUAUUAACAUGUUUAACUACACAACAUAACAAUCAUAAAUACCCUAUCAAGUCAUAUGUGCAUUGCCAGAUUACAAAUUGCUAACAUUCUGCUAUUAGAAUAAAAUGAACAUAUUUGCAAAUCACUAUUCCAGCUAGUAUUUCUAAAAAAAAAAACACCACCAUAUCCAAAAAUCAUUGGAAAGAAACAACUAAGCACACAUGCUUUGUUUGUUUUGCCUUUAUGUAGCAGAAUGCAAAAACUUUAGGCUGUCUUCCUUUCAUAAAGAAAAUCAUAAAAGUAGCUUGAUAAGAUGAUAUGUACUGGUUUUGUUUUCAAAUCCUGUAGAUCAUAAGUUAAUAACAUAUAUCAUUAGUUAAUCAUAACUGAAUGUGCAAGCUAUGAAAAAGAAUUCAAUAUAAUGUGUAACAGGAGUUUAAGAAAGGGUUUAAUAAUUCCAUAUAUAUAUAUAUAUUAAGUAUAGAAAAUGCACUAAAAAUGGUGAAAAGCAUAUUAUAUUUUGUAAUUUUUAAAGAUAUUGCACAUCUUCAGUUAAUUAUAGGUUUGGUUUAUUAUAAUCUUUUGUGCAGUGUGGAUUUUACUAAUUUGUUAGAUCGCAAGGUUAUAGGGCAGGUUUGCUGUGUUUUUUUGUGGGAAUAAAUGGGAUCUGUAUGUUUUUUGAGUGGAAAAGCAGUUGUUAGAAUAUUUUAUGAAUAUUUCUGUUAUAUGAUCGUGUAAUGUGUAUUCUGGUUGUAAAAGUUUUGUUAAAUUUGAUGGUUGAAAGACUUGUUAUCUUUGGAUGAAAACUUGAUGAAAUUCGAUUGUUACUGUUAUUCUGCAAUGAAUGGCAUUGCUUGUUAUUUAAAUUCAGGUUAUAAGAUAUUUUUUUACACCAUAAGUGUUCAGUAUAGUAUUUUGAAAUUUGUGACUACCAUCAAUUUGGUUUUAUCUAAUCAAAUCCUAUCCAGGAAAACUAGAUAAGUCCAUUCAUCUCUGCUUAAGAUGAAUAUAAAACCGUGAUUUUUUUUUAAAUUGUAAGAUUAUUCUCUUAUCUGUUUUUCCCUGAAGUUAAUACCCUAUAAGUACAUUUCCUUUUGAGGAAAUAGAAUUAUUCUGUAUCUUGAUUGAUAUACCCUCUAAACUAUACUAUAACUUAUAAAUAAUAGUCAAGAUUUUUUUUAAAGAAAGAUUACAGGGAAAUUGUAUUACGUGUUUAAUAGAAAAAAGAAACUAAGUAUGGAUUGAAGGUGGGUCUCCAAAGUACUUACAUUAUAUUUUUCUAUAUUUUCUUUGCUAUUUCCUAUAGGUUUCUAAUGGAUAAAUGUCUACUAGUCCUCAAAACAUUGAUAUUAAUAAAAUCUAUCUCAAUAUUUAAAUGAAUUGUCUCUAGUCUUGAAUCUUUAGUGAUUGUCUGUUGAAGUAGAAUGGCAAACAUAGAACUAUAUGUAAAAGGUCCAAUGUUUUCUUCAGCUCUUGCAAUAAUUUUGUUCAGUCAAAAUAGUGACAUUUUGUAGCAUCUAAAAAGAUUGUCCAAGAUUUUUUUUUAAAUGAAAGAAAACUUUGAAUUUAUGCUUGUCCUCUGUUUUGAAUUUAAGGUUCUACUUCUAUAAAAUGAACUUUCUUGAUAACAAGUAUAUGUGAUGACAAACUUGUAUGUAAAAUACAAAAAAGAGAUGUUGCAAAGUAGAAAGUUAUACAAUGUCCUAAAUGUAUAAAAGUAUAAUAUGAAUAGGGAGGUGUCCCCAAUGAAUUGUAAUAUACUACUGGCUGUUACAAAUACUGUUAUCUGUUUAUGCAUUCUUCAAUUAACCUUUGUCAAGCACUUUUAAGGUAAAAGCACAAAAUGCUUGUUUAUUCAAUUGAAUAUUUGGACAUCAAGGUUUUCUGUGGAAACGAAAUUUAAUACACCUUCGCUUCAAAGAAGCGAAGUGUAUUUUUAAAUGGAAUUUUGUAAACCUAGUUCCUUAGGCUGAUUUCAAUAUAUUUUUAUAAAGCUACAAAGAGGCUUGAAGUAGAUGAACAGUUUUACAUCUUUUAUUUUCGAGCUAAAGUUGUAGAAUUGAAAUAAAAAGCAGGGGGUGAAAACAAACUUCAAGUUUUCAUAAAAUUUAUUAAAUAGUUCACUUCAUAAAUGAUAAAGCAUUGAGUAUUCUAUGAAUACUGAUUUUUUUCAUAUUUGUAGAUACUGUAUUUUGUAACAGCCUGAAAGAUGUUUGGAAAUAUACACUUUCUUCUUGAUCUAUAUCUCAUUUUUAUUUAUUUUUAAUGAAUUUGUGAACAUUUAUUUUAAUUAAUUUAAAAACUAUUUAAAAGGAGAACAAUUUUGUGUCUUGUACAAAGUGUUUUAAAGUAUUUUAUUUAUUUUUAUUUAUGGAGUUAUUGACUGGGUUUUAACAUAUCAUUUGGAGCUUGAGUGUUGAGAAUAUUUUAUGAUGGUUUAAAUUUCUAUCACAAUUAAAUUUUCGUGUUGAAGUAAAAAAAAAAAAGAAACUAUUUUUUCCCCAUAAUUUGGAAUCUUGUUGAAAUGAUAUUGCAGUUUCUCUCAUAAUCCAUCAAUAAAGAGACUUUUGGAAAAUUUAUGAUAUAACAAUAUAGAAAUAUUUCCUUUUAUCUCAAAAUCAUUUGGAAGAAAUUAAAAAAUCUUUUUCAUGUCAAUAUUGUAACUAGUGGAAUUUUAUUGUGAUAGAAAUUAUAAAACAAAAAAUACAACUCUUUGGGUUAUCCUUAGUAUCAAGUAUUCUUGAUUUUUUUCUUUUUAAACCUGUCAGAUUUUAUUUGAGUUAACAAUUUUCUAUUCAUUUAUUGCUUUAAGCAAACCUAACUUCUUUUUAUAUUUUUGCCUUGAGGAAGGUUCAAAAUCUUUCAUUUUUCAUGUUAUUAAGUUAUUUUUGUACAUCAUUGAAUAUAUAAAAUUACAAAAAGCUAUAUUUAAAAAAUAUUUUUGUACUUGAUGAAAUAUAUUUAAUCAAAUUUAAAUACUAAAUAAAAAUUGUGACAUUUGUGGUAACAAUCGUAUAUCUUUAUGAAAAUUUAAAAUUUAAAAAAAUGAUGAAAUAAAAAUCUAGAAAAAUUGAAAUAACCAAUAUUGAAUUUGAACCAUAUAUUUGUGAAGAAAUGGUAUACAGUUGUCACAUAUUGUAUGACAUACAUCUAUUAAGAUUUAUGUAUGUACAAUAUUUGCUUUAAACAGUUAUAAAGUUCAUACUAAAAUAUAUUAUCCAUGAUAUAAUACAAACAAUAAUAUUUGUAAGUAUGUUAUAUGAAAAACUAUCACAAUUUUUAUCUAAAAAAAAAAAUGUUAUGGGUUUUUUUUUAUUAAGGAAAAAAUGGAUUCUUCAAUACACACAAUACAUUGUAUACAGUCACCAUGUAGCCAGGACUUGAACAUUUGUCAAUUGUUAAAUGUUAAGUUUUAAAAUCUUAAAAAAACUUAUUUUUAGAGUAUUGUAAUAUAUACACAUUACUAAUAAAUGUUGUAAAUCCAGAA